Molecule: messenger RNA, 570 nt
Organism: Capronia coronata CBS 617.96
Lineage: Eukaryota; Fungi; Ascomycota; Eurotiomycetes; Chaetothyriales; Herpotrichiellaceae
Product: small COPII coat GTPase sar1
Exons: 6
Coding region: 1-570 (189 amino acids)
Biological process (GO): endoplasmic reticulum to Golgi vesicle-mediated transport; vesicle organization; intracellular protein transport
Cellular component (GO): COPII vesicle coat; endoplasmic reticulum exit site
Molecular function (GO): GTP binding; GTPase activity
Source: RefSeq, a predicted model, not a curated record
AUGUGGAUCAUCAAUUGGUUUUAUGAUAUCCUCGCCUCGCUUGGGCUGCUCAACAAGCAUGCUAAACUACUAUUCCUGGGACUGGACAAUGCGGGAAAGACGACGUUAUUACACAUGCUGAAGAACGACCGAGUCGCGAUCCUGCAACCUACCCUACAUCCCACUUCCGAAGAAUUGGCCAUUGGCAAUAACAGGUUUACAACAUUUGACCUAGGGGGUCAUCAACAAGCCCGCCGCCUCUGGCGUGACUACUUUCCCGAAGUAUCUGGCAUCGUCUUCCUAGUCGAUGCGAAGGACCACGAACGUCUCCCCGAAGCGAAAGCCGAACUCGACGCUCUUCUCGCCAUGGAAGACCUGGCCAAGACUCCCUUCUUGAUCCUAGGCAAUAAGAUCGAUCAUCCGGACGCAGUGUCAGAGGAUGAAUUGAGACAUCAGCUGGGUCUAUACCAGACAACCGGAAAGGGAAAGGUCCCUCUCGAAGGAAUCAGACCGAUCGAGGUGUUUAUGUGCAGUGUGGUGAUGAGGCAAGGUUACGGCGAAGGCAUCAGAUGGUUGUCACAAUAUGUGUGA